AUGACAGUUUUAUGUGUUUUUAUAUGUUAAUAAAGUACAACCGAUACAAAAUUUGCUUGACUUUACCUCAUGUUAACAGUUGGUUUAAUUCACCUUGAAAGUAUUUCACACUUGAUGCAACCAGUAUAAAUGGUGUUUAAAUAAAAACAAAGUCGCUGAAUCACGGAGACAUGUUAAAGGAAGUGGUUGUAGUUUUAAGCGGAAUGCUUCUCGGUUAUUGGCUGAUAGAAGAUUUUAAUCCAGCCGAACUAAAGGGAAAGCGAGUCUUUAUCACAGGGGCAUCCACUGGAAUUGGCGAACAGUUAGCAUACCAGUUUUCCAAGAUUGGCGCAAGUGUUGUCAUAACUGCAAGACGGGAAAACAAAUUAAAAGAGGUUACAGAACAAUGCCGUAAAACUGGAUCAAGAGAACAGGUUUACGACUACGUUGUCGCCGAUAUGACAGAACUGGAUUCUAUAGAAACUGUCGUCGAGGCUGCUGUCCAAAUGCUUGGUGACCUUGACAUCAUAGUGUUGAACCAUGUCUUUUAUUUGCCUCUUACUUUUUGGACUGGUUCGAAACAAAAUCUAUCAUCAAUUAAACAAGUUAUGACUGUGAACUUCGAAUCGUACAUUCAUCUUGCGUCCUACGCACUUCCUCACUUGGACAAAAGUAACGGAAGAAUUACAAUCGUCAACUCCAUAUGCGGCAAGUUUGCUGCAUCCCUCACUGCAUCUUAUAGUGAAGCAAAAUUUGCACUGGAUGGAUUUUUCAGCGCACUACGUCAGGAAUUAAUGACACAUAAUAGUGGAAUUUCUAUAACACAGUGUGUUUUAGGGUAUAUUAGUAAGUAG
Molecule: messenger RNA, 833 nt
Organism: Mercenaria mercenaria
Lineage: Eukaryota; Metazoa; Mollusca; Bivalvia; Venerida; Veneridae
Product: hydroxysteroid 11-beta-dehydrogenase 1-like protein
Exons: 5
Coding region: 171-833 (220 amino acids)
Cellular component (GO): intracellular membrane-bounded organelle
Molecular function (GO): oxidoreductase activity
Source: RefSeq, a predicted model, not a curated record